UCAGCAGGCCACGGCAUGCCAACCCGCCCCCGCCCGUGCAGCCGUGCUAGGCCCAAAGCUAAACCGCGUCCACCCCACGCGGCUGAGGCAACGCACCACCUGCCGCCGCGCCAUUUAUCACCCGGCCGCCUCGCCUCGCCUCCCACCUUUUCCACCACCCCGCUGCCGUUACCAGUCUCCACGAGACCGCAGCCAAUUAGAGCCGUUGCUCCAGGAACGCAGCUCGCCCGCCCGUCCUACGUCGUGGGCGCCAUGGCCGGCUCGCGGCGCGACGCGGACCGGAAGGAGAAGGCCCCGCCGGCGGCGCCGCCGCAGCAGCAGCCGGGGCGCGAGGAGGAGAGGGAGUGGGUGCCGUGGAUCGUGCCGGUCUUCGUGGCCGCCAACGUCGCCCUGUUCGCCGUGGCUAUGUACGCCAACAACUGCCCCGCGCACGCGCGCGGCCGCAGGAAGUGCGUCGGCGCGGGGUUCCUCCGCCGCUUCGCCUUCCAGCCGCUCAGCCAGAACCCGCUCCUCGGGCCCUCCUCCGCCACAUUGCAGAAGCUGGGCGCGCUCGUGUGGGACAAGGUGGUGCACGAGCACCAGGGGUGGAGACUCGUGACCUGCAUCUGGCUCCACGCCGGCGUCGUCCACCUGCUUGCCAACAUGCUCAGCCUCGUGCUCGUCGGGCUCAGGCUCGAGCAGCAGUUCGGAUUCGUGAGAGUCGGCGUCAUCUACCUCGUCUCCGGCGUCGGGGGCAGCGUGAUGUCGUCCCUGUUCAUCAGAGACAACAUCUCCGUGGGCGCCUCCGGUGCGCUCUUCGGGCUCCUCGGAGCCAUGCUCUCAGAGCUCUUCACCAACUGGACCAUCUACACCAACAAGGCGGCGGCGCUGGUGACGCUGCUGUUCGUGAUCGCGGUCAACCUGGCGAUCGGCAUCCUGCCGCACGUGGACAACUUCGCGCACAUCGGGGGGUUCCUCACGGGGUUCCUGCUCGGGUUCGUGCUGCUCAUGCGCCCGCACUACGGCUGGGCGCAGCGCUACGUGCUGCCGUCCUCCGUCAAGGACGUCGGCCGGAAGUUCCUGGCCUACCAGUGGGCUCUGCUCGCCGUGGCCUCGGUCCUGGUCGUCGUCGGGCUGGCGGUUGGGAUGGCGAUGCUCUUCCGAGGGGUGAACGGCAACGAGCACUGCCAGUGGUGCCACUACCUCAGCUGCGUGCCUACCGCCAGAUGGAGCUGCGGGAAAUGAAAUGGGAGCAAGCAACUUCAUGGACCUCCAUAUUACUUUGUUCUUUUCCGCACAGGCAUUUUGAUGCGCAGAUGCUGUAUAUACGAGUACUGCUAUAUGACGGAUUACACCCCGGGGUUUACUCGAUGAUUGUUUCGUUCGGUUGUUUGAUUUGAAAAAGGGAGAAUAUCUUGAAUCUUCCACCUGCAUGUGCCUAACAGCGCGGCUGCCUUUUAAAUUUGUGUGCCAAACAGAUCCAUCUUUAUAUAAUUUUACCCAAUGAUUAAUUAUCAUGGUACAGCUUUGAGAUUCCACAAAGCCAAGACAACAACUGGUCGGUGCAGAUUAUAGAAAUGGCUUCAGGUAGGAAAUGAUUUAUUAUUUUUUCCGCACCGAAAGCAAGUGUUAAUGAAUGAUUUCACAACCAA
Molecule: messenger RNA, 1631 nt
Organism: Triticum aestivum (bread wheat)
Lineage: Eukaryota; Viridiplantae; Streptophyta; Magnoliopsida; Poales; Poaceae
Product: RHOMBOID-like protein 2
Exons: 5
Coding region: 16-1224 (402 amino acids)
Biological process (GO): proteolysis
Cellular component (GO): membrane
Molecular function (GO): serine-type endopeptidase activity
Source: RefSeq, a predicted model, not a curated record